GGGAGUACCGUCUCCAGUUCGCACACACACAGGCAGCGUCUGAAGAUUUUGACGGAAAUUUAAGAUUUUUCUUCGUUUUCUACACGAAAAGGAAAUGCGCAGAAGUGUGUUAGUAUGGAUGAUGGUGGCAGGGACGCUCGCCACGGCCCUCGCCCUCCCUCGUCCUUUGAGACCACCGCGAGGACUUCUGGCUGUGGCAGGAGUGUCCAAGACCAGCCCUGCCUGUGAUGUGUGCGGACAAGGCUCUGGCCACUUCCCGGGAGACGGCCACAACCACGGACACUUUCCAGGGGAUGGACACAACCACGGACACUUCCCUGGCGAUGGACACAACCACGGAGCAUCAGGGUCCUUUUCAGGAUCCGCGAGUGGCUCCUUCAGUGGUUCGGGAUCGGAUAGUGGUUCAGCGAGCGGAUCUUGGAGCGGUUCUGCAAGUGGAUCAGGAUCUGGCUCUGGUUCGGGGUCCUUCAGUAGUUCUUGGAGUGGCUCUGCAUCUGGAUUAUCUCGCCACAGAAGAUCAGGUGGUUUAGGAUCCUGGACUGGAGGCUCGACGUCGAAUAAGCCUGGAUCUGGCAACAAUGGAGGUUCCUGGAACAACUGGAUCUGGCAACAACGGAGGCUUCUGGAACAACGGCGGUUCUACUUCCAACAAACCCGGUUCCUAUCGCCCUGGGAGAUCGGUUCCACAGAGAAGAACCAGAGAAGCCGAAAAACUGAAAUCCAAAUUAUGUCCACUUUGCGCUCUGGGCAAUCUUGCAUCGGGAAGCGGUUCUGUCAGCGGUUCCUGGAGUGGUUCAGCAUCGGGAAGCGCCUCAGGAUCUGGGUCUGGUUCAGUUAG
Messenger RNA from Penaeus vannamei (Pacific white shrimp), 838 nucleotides. NCBI's taxonomy places the organism in Eukaryota, Metazoa, Arthropoda, Malacostraca, Decapoda, Penaeidae. The record is from RefSeq and is a predicted model, not a curated record.